Selaginella moellendorffii is the source of this 2031-nucleotide messenger RNA. RefSeq names its product pentatricopeptide repeat-containing protein At2g13600. The record is from RefSeq and is a predicted model, not a curated record. NCBI's taxonomy places the organism in Eukaryota, Viridiplantae, Streptophyta, Lycopodiopsida, Selaginellales, Selaginellaceae. The transcript has a single exon. Gene Ontology annotation, biological process: RNA modification. Bases 1 to 2031 code for a protein of 676 amino acids. Gene Ontology annotation, molecular function: RNA binding; protein binding.
AUGCUAGCUGGGGGAAGGAAAUAUGGAGAGACAAGCACCACGGAUCAUUCUCACUGGGCGGCUCUUCUUCGCGAAUGCAAGAGCUUGCCCCAGGCGAAGAAGCUCCACGCCGAGAUCAUCGAUCACGGGCUCUCUAGCAGCACCUAUCUCGCCAAUCUUCUCAUCCAGCUCUAUGGCCGAUGCGGCAGCGUCGCCGAUGCAUCCAGCGUCUUCUCCUCCAUGGCCGGGAAUCGCAACAUCUUCUCCUGGAACAUCAUGUUUACCGUGUUUGCCCAGCAAGGGGAUCUUGGCCGCGCCAGGGAUCUCUUCGAUCGCAUGCCCGAUCGAAACGUCGUGUCCUGGAACGCGAUGCUGGCGUGCUACGCGCAGUCGAGCCAGAUCGCCCAGGCGGAGCUCCUCUUCCGCAAGAUGCCGCAGAGGAGCCUCGCGUCUUGGAAUUCGAUGAUCGCCGCCUAUGCCCAGAACGAUCUCCCGGAGGAGGCGCUGGAGAUCUUCACGCGCAUGGAUCUCGAGGGGAUUUCUCCGGACAAGAUCACGUUCGUCAGCGCCGUGAAUGCGUGCUCCAGCAUGAAAUCUCUCUACCACGGCAAGAUCGCGCGGAUGAAGAUCCACGAAUCGGGGCUGGAAUCGGAUGUUUCGGUGGGCAAUGUUCUCAUCACGAUGUAUGGGAGGUGUGGAUCCAUCCAGGACGCGAGAGAUUGCUUUGACAAGAUCAAGGAUCCAAGCGUGGUCUCGUGGACAGCGCUCCUUACAGCAUAUGCCCAAAGGGGGGAUUUGCAAGAGGCGGCUAUGGUGUUCGAUCGAAUGCCAGUGAAGAACGAAGUCUCCUGGACCGCGAUGAUCACAGCGCACACCCAAUUCGGCCACGCCCAGCAAGCGAUCCUUCUCUUCCGGCGAAUGGAUCUCGACGGCGUCUAUCCGGACGAGGUGACCGUGGUGAGCGCGAUCGAUGCUUGCGCCCAUCAGGGCGAUCUCGCCAUGGGAAUCGCGGUCCACAGCGAUCUUGCGAGCAGCGGCGGGAUCGAGAUCGAGGAUGCCGCGGUGGGGAAUUCGCUGAUCAAUCUCUACGGCAAGUGUCGCAUGGCGGAGGAAGCUCUGGAAGUCUUCCAAUCCAUGCGCUGCCGCAAGAACGUCGUCUCCUGGACCGCGAUCGUCGCCGCGCUCGCCCAGAACAAGCGCCUGGAUCAAGCCAGGGAUCUCUUCAAUCGGAUGCCGAUUCGGAACGUAGUCUCCUGGAACGCGAUCAUCACCGGCUACCUCGACGACGAUCGCCCGCCCGACGCCAUCGAUCUCUACUACCGGAUGCGCCAGGAGGGCGUGCCCGCGGAUCGAGUGACAUUCGUGGCGAUGCUCGAGGCCGCCGCCUCCAUCACGAAUCUCGUCCUUGGCCGAGUCAUCCAUAGCCACACCCAAGAAGAAGGGAUCGAUGGGGAUAUUCUCGUCGGUACCGCGCUGCUAAGCAUGUACGGCCGGUGUGGCUGCACGGAGAUGGCCAUCCGUACGUUCCACGGUAUGCCGCCGCGGCACGACGUCGUCGUGUGGAGCGCGCUCAUUGCCUCGUUUUCACACUGUGGAAAUGGCGGGAAAGCACUGGAGGUGUUCCACGGCAUGCUGCUCGACGGCAUACUGCCCAACGGCGUCACGCUUGUUAGCGUGCUCUCCGCGUGUAGCCACAUUGGCGCCGUGGAAAAGGGCUGGGGUUUCCUGGCGUCCAUGAGCUCGGAUUUUGGGAUCCAACCCUCGGAGGAUCACUUGGCCUGCGCUGUGGAUCUGCUCGGCCGAUCGGGGCGCCUGGCUGAGGCCGAGGAGUUUCUCCUCGAUAAGGAUGAAGAAGGGGGCGGCCGCGGCUGGAAAUCGCUGCUCGGCUCCUGCCAGGGAGAUGUCGGCCGCGCGUCACGAAUCGCGGAGCUAGUCCUGAGGCUGGAUCCGGUGGAUUGCUCGUCGCACGUCACGAUCUCCAACAUUCUCGCGUCGGCAUCGCCGGCUCUAGGGUUUAAUCCAGGAGGAGGGAAAAACGUGGCAAUCUUUUAG